AUGAAUCGCCUCCUGCUGCUUUUAGCGCUGGUUCUGUCCGGAGUCGCAGCCGAGUCGAUAAGAGAGACCGAGACAAUGGACCCCACGAGUAUGCUUGAGUAUGAAUCUUCCGGUUCUUUCACUGAUGAGGUCUUUGUUGAUGAGGAUGAUGAUGAUGAUUAUGAAGACGACGUUGACUAUGAAAUCGACUCUGAAUCUGACAAUGAUGAAGAUUACUCUGGUUCAGGUGAUGACGAUUUUGACGAUGAAGAUAAUGUUGAAGAUGAAGACGAGGAGGAAACGACCACUUUGGGCAACCAGAUUCCUGAACAUGAUUUUGACGAAACCAAAACUGGUAGGAAAUUUGACACAUUCAACGAGAACAACGAGAUUGACAAUGAUAUCCGGCACCCUGCUAAGCCCAAAACAUUGGAGCCAUCCAAUGAAAUCCCUAUGGCCAGCAUUGGGUCUUCAGGAUUCUUCCAGAGAACAGAAGUUAUUGUUGCAAUCAUUGCCGGCACGUUGGUUGGCCUGGUCGUUGCAGUUUCCUUCAUUGUAUUCUUAGUAAUACGGAGAAACCAAAACGGGGAUCUGGUGAAGAAACCCAUCUACAAGAAAACUUCGACAAUGGAAGUAUAG
This is a messenger RNA of Xenopus laevis (African clawed frog), 618 nucleotides long. RefSeq names its product syndecan 4 L homeolog (gene sdc4.L). NCBI's taxonomy places the organism in Eukaryota, Metazoa, Chordata, Amphibia, Anura, Pipidae. Gene Ontology annotation, biological process: cell migration. The record is from RefSeq and is marked provisional. Gene Ontology annotation, cellular component: membrane; cell surface.